This is a messenger RNA of Guillardia theta CCMP2712, 1560 nucleotides long. RefSeq lists its product as hypothetical. Gene Ontology annotation, cellular component: cytoplasm. Bases 1 to 1560 code for a protein of 519 amino acids. The transcript is spliced from 6 exons. The record is from RefSeq and is a predicted model, not a curated record. Lineage: Eukaryota; Cryptophyceae; Pyrenomonadales; Geminigeraceae.
AUGGAGGACUCGCAGGAUGUAUGCGAGAACUUCACCUUGAUAGUGGACGAUGGGGGGGAAGGCGAGUAUCAGAUCGAUGUGAGCAUUCCGUCUUGUCUGAGCAAGGAAGAGAAAGAAAGAGUGAUGCUGGAAAUAUUCGAAUCUGAACAGCUGCCCGAGUGGAGGAGGCAUUCCUUCUUAGUCAUCGCAAGCAAGCUUCUGAAUCGCUCCGGAAGGGAAUCGAAGGCGGGACAUGAGCUUGGAGCAGAACGCGCAGAAAUCAAUCAAGCAGCAGCAGCAGCAGCAGCAGCAGGACAGGGGGAAGAAGAACAAAAGGAUGGCCUUCUACUAUCACCCGAGGACGUGCCUGCAUUGGUCGACAAGAUGACGAGCGUCUAUGGGAUGUCGUUCGUCAACUCCAGCUACCAGUGCCGGAUCUCGAUCGCAAAGGAAGAGAUUCAGGUGAGCCCGAUCGAGAGGUUCAGCAUGCUGAUGCGAGAGGCGUCCACGAGCAAACCUGUCUUGGACCUGAUGCGGGUGUUCUGGGAGGACGGGAUGGCUCUUGCCAGCAGAAGGAUGGAGAUAAUGGAGGGGUGUGAGAAAGAAUAUGAGAGAGAGCAUCAAAGUAUUGUUUUGCGAGGCGCUUUCAUGCAUGAAGACGAGGUGAACAAGCAGCUGGAGGCGUUGAAGACAAGGUACAGAGAGAAGAAGAAGUUGGCAGGAAAGGAAUACCGCAAGUCUCUGUCGAAGAUGCAGGAAGUGCAGAGGAACGACUUUUCCUCCUACAUGAAUGUGAUCCAACGGGAGAGUGUAGAGGAGACCAAGGGGGGGAUGAAGAAGGAGGCGACGAACCCUGCGAGUCCCAACGAGGGGGAGAUUUUGACUGCGCACGAGGACCCGAUGGAUGCAUGGAACGAAGUGUUCGGAGGAGGCGAGAAGGGGGCGGGAAGAGAGGAGGAGGAGACAUCCAAGGGGCUGUGGUCCAUGUACGGCAGGCUGGCGUCGACCAAGGCUAGUCGCCCUCGCGGCGCCAUUGACCUGGUCUCGUGGGUGGGAACGAACCAGCUGAGGAAGAAGGGCAGGAUCUUGGAGUACUGCACCGGCCCUCCCUCAGGGGGCAAGCGGAGGACAGAGGCUGUCAUGCGGGGCAUUGCUGGGGACAACCUCUUAGGGCUCGUCAUUCCCAUCGCUCACCCUUCUUCCUCCGCCACAAGACGCAAAGAAACAACCUUCCUCGACGUCGGUCAAUGGUGCUCAACAUGGCACACGAACUUGGUCGCUGCCCACGUCGCCUUCCACCUCGUGGUCGAGAGCGUUCCUCACCCCGUGAACCCGGACAGCCGAGUGUCUGCUGGGUUGCGGUCGGUUGUGCAGGCAGCAGCUAGGCACUCGGUUACAGGACUUGCCGUCCCUCUCCUCCUCACCGAGACCAGCGCCGAAGCAUCUCCGGCAUUUGCUGAGGGCUUGAGCGGAAGUGCUGAGAUGGAAGGAAACUUGAGCAGAAAUGAGAAGCUCAUGAUCCGAUCGACUGCUGUUAUGCGCUGCCUGUGGGAGGAGAUACGAGGUCUGUAUGCCGGGUAG